Anolis sagrei ordinatus is the source of this 999-nucleotide messenger RNA. Lineage: Eukaryota; Metazoa; Chordata; Lepidosauria; Squamata; Anolidae. The record is from RefSeq and is a predicted model, not a curated record.
AAAAGUUGGAGCUUUCCAAAGUGGACACCAGUGUCCACAACAGAACUGGAAGAGAGGAUUUCUCAUUUUUCCCAUAAGAAGACAGUUCUCUGGGAGCACAUGACUGAGAUGCGAGAGAUCUUGACCUUGGAUCCUGAUUCGGCUCACCCCAGCCUGGUUAUUUCAGCCAACCGGAGGACUGCAAGUCGCAGGGACAUUUGCCCAACUCAUUGCAACACUUCCAAAAGAUUCUACCCUUCUUUUUGUGUCCUGGGCUCUGAAGGUUUCACAGGAGGCCGUCACCAUUGGCUGGUGGAUGUGAAAGGCCAAUGUGGUUGGGCCCUAGGGGUUGCGCAGGAAUCUGUGGAUAGGAAGAAGCCAGUGGUGCUUCAACCAGAAUGUGGGAUUUGGGCUGUGGAGCUUGGCCCCUGCCAACUCUUUCCAGUAACACCAGCCUCCAAAGAAGAGACGGAGAUCUCGACCCGCAGGAUAGUUGUGAGGUUGGACUACGAAGGAGGCCGAUUAACAUUCUCUGAUGCACAGGACUCCAAACCUCUCUUUACUUUCAGGACCUCCUUCACAGAAAAACUUUACCCAUUCUUUUGGCUGUGGUCCCGUCAGGCUUCUAUCACACUCUGUUCCUGAGAGAAAGAGAGGGUGACUAUGUGAAAGGCCAACGCAGUUGGGUCCUAGGUGCAGCUCAAGAAUUUGUGGCAAAGAAGAGAGUGACCUGGAGUUGUUAAAAAUGCAGCUUCCAUCAGCAGUGAUGGGUUAUACCAGUAAGAGUAGGGACCGGUUUUCUGCACCUGGUACAUUCUGUGAAAGGCCAGUCCUGAGUUACAGACAUCCAACUUACAUAUGACUCCUAGUUAAGAACUGAGGUGAGACAACAAGAAGUGAGAGAAAUCUACCCCUAGGAAGGGAAAUUCACCCCUGAAAGAGUUAUCAUGGGGAAAAGGGGUCUCCAUUGAAGUUUUCUUGCCCAUCCUUGUUUCCACAACAAACCAAACAAGCCUUUGU